GCAGAGAUGAAAGAAGUUCAUCCUGUAACUCAGCGCUCUGCUGAGUUAACGCCGCGGGACAGCCUUGCAGCUGAUAAGUAUGUUGUGCGCAAGUUCAGCCACGCCUUCCCCGCCUUCAGCCUGAUGCAACAACGUCACUACACCGAGAAUGCAACAACAAGCGCUGUCUAUAGGUCCCAUGCUUUUGCAGCUUACGUUCUACUACAAAACUACAUAUUUUAG
This is a messenger RNA of Bipolaris zeicola 26-R-13, 222 nucleotides long. RefSeq lists its product as uncharacterized. NCBI's taxonomy places the organism in Eukaryota, Fungi, Ascomycota, Dothideomycetes, Pleosporales, Pleosporaceae. The record is from RefSeq and is a predicted model, not a curated record. The annotation marks the transcript as partial. The transcript has a single exon.